Coniosporium apollinis CBS 100218 is the source of this 1176-nucleotide messenger RNA. RefSeq lists its product as uncharacterized. Gene Ontology annotation, cellular component: cytosol. The transcript has a single exon. Gene Ontology annotation, molecular function: L-allo-threonine aldolase activity. The coding region runs from base 1 to 1176 and encodes 391 amino acids. Lineage: Eukaryota; Fungi; Ascomycota; Dothideomycetes. Gene Ontology annotation, biological process: L-threonine catabolic process; glycine biosynthetic process. The record is from RefSeq and is a predicted model, not a curated record.
AUGUACUCCAAAGCCGCCGCCUCCGCCGCUCCUGCCCCAUCAUCCACUUCCAAUGGCCAAAACAACUGGGCCACGGACACCCCCGGCCCCGCCUCCUUCGAUUUCCGCUCCGACGUCGUCACGACCCCAACAGCCAACAUGCUCCGCGCGAUCUCGCAAUGCACGCUCCUCGACGACGUCUUCGUCGAAGACCCGACCACCAAGUCCCUAGAAUCCUUCAUCGCGUCCCUAACGGGCCACCCCGCAGCACUUCUCGUGCUCAGCGGUACAAUGGGGAACCAAGUCGCGCUGCGCGCACACUUGCAGGGGCCGCCACAUAGCGUGCUGUGUGACCACCGCGCACAUAUCCUGGAGUGGGAGGCGGGCGGCGUGGCGAGUCUGUGCGGUGCAUUGGUCAAGGGGGUCGUGCCGCGCAAUGGACAUCAUUUGACGCUGGAGGAUGUGGUGAAGAACGCUGUUGUGUCGGAGGACGUGCAUGCGUGUCCGACGCGGGUGAUUAGUUUGGAGAACACGCUUGGGGGGACGGUUUUGCCGCUUGAGGAGUGUCGGCGCAUUGCGGCUUGGGCGAGGGAGCGCGGUAUUAUCAUGCAUUUGGAUGGGGCGAGGUUGUGGGAGGCUGUUGUUGCAGGUGCGGGAAAGCUGGAGGAAUAUUGUGACUGCUUCGAUAGUGUGAGUCUUUGCUUUAGCAAGGGGCUUGGCGCGCCGAUCGGAUCUAUUAUCGUUGGCCCUGAGGCCUUCAUCAAGCGGUCGAGGUGGAUACGAAAGAGUAUUGGUGGUGGACUACGGCAGGCCGGUGUCGUGUCUGCUGCCGCGAGAGUGGGUGUCGAGGAGACUUUCCUGGGCGGCAAGCUGGAGCAGAGUCACAAAAACGCGAAGAGGGUGGCCAAAAUGUGGCAGGAUCUCGGUGGCAAGCUGCAGUAUCCUGUCGAGACGAACAUGGUCUGGCUGGACAUCGAAGACGCGAGCAUCGAUGAAGAUCGGCUGAUUGAAGCAGCCGAGAAGGUGGGUCUACGGAUGAUGGGCGGCAGACUAGUGGUGCACUAUCAGGUCUCUGAUGAGGCUUUGCAGAGACUGGAGGGUCUGAUGAAAGAGGUUUUAGGCAAAGGGCGUUCGAAUGGCGUGCCAAACGGAGAAGUAUCAAUACCAGCCGAAGAUAUGAAGAUCAACGUUGAAUGA